AUGGCUCACAGUGAUCGGCGGGUGUCGAUGACCUCUGGCGAUGGUCAAUGGCGAUCGACGGUGGUCGAUGAUGAUCGGGAAGGUGCUGGACUUCUGCUCCUUCUCAAAGCUUCCGACCACACCCCCGACAGCGGCGGCGGCCUCGAACUCCCCCCUUCCCAAAACUGGACCUUUUCCAUCCCCACCACCAACGCCACCUCCGGCACUAUCUGGGCUCGCGCCAACUGCACCACCGACUCCUCCGGCAACUUCACCUGUCUCUCCGGCGACUGCUCCGGCGCCCUCAACUGCACCUCUUCCCCCUCCUCUCCCGUCACCAUUGUCGAAUACUCAUUAUUCCAAUGGGGAAACAAUGAUUUCUACGACAUCUCCCUCAACAACGGAUUCAAUCUGCAGGUUGAAAUCACGCCCACCGGAGCCGGCAACUGUAGCUCGGUGAAGUGUGUGGGGGACGUGGACGGCGAGUGCCCGUCGGAGCUGAGGUCGGCGGGAGGUUGCAAGAGCGCGUGCGAUGUGUAUAAGACGGAUGAGUAUUGUUGUAAUAAGGUGGGGAGUUGUUCGCCAACCAAGUAUUCGAGGUUUUUUAAGAAGCUGUGUCCUAAUGCUUAUAGCUAUUCUAUGGAUGAUCAGACCAGCACAUUUACAUGCACUUCGGGUGAGGAUUAUAGGGUGACGUUUUGUCCGUAGGGUGAUUUGAUCGUAUGAUAUUAUGUGUGUUUAUGAAGUAUGUUACUUUGGAUGUAUUUAAUUUUGAUGUAUAUGGGGUUAUAUGUGAAUUUAUGAGAAUAAGGAGGAUA
This is a messenger RNA of Phalaenopsis equestris, 797 nucleotides long. RefSeq names its product protein P21-like. NCBI's taxonomy places the organism in Eukaryota, Viridiplantae, Streptophyta, Magnoliopsida, Asparagales, Orchidaceae. Bases 1 to 687 code for a protein of 228 amino acids. The transcript has 2 exons. Gene Ontology annotation, biological process: defense response. Gene Ontology annotation, cellular component: extracellular region. The record is from RefSeq and is a predicted model, not a curated record.